This is a messenger RNA of Toxoplasma gondii ME49, 2031 nucleotides long. RefSeq lists its product as hypothetical. Gene Ontology annotation, molecular function: GTPase activity; GTP binding. Lineage: Eukaryota; Apicomplexa; Conoidasida; Eucoccidiorida; Sarcocystidae. Bases 1 to 2031 code for a protein of 676 amino acids. Gene Ontology annotation, cellular component: nucleus; lysosome; Gtr1-Gtr2 GTPase complex. The transcript is spliced from 5 exons. The record is from RefSeq and is a predicted model, not a curated record. Gene Ontology annotation, biological process: cellular response to starvation; regulation of autophagy; cellular response to amino acid stimulus.
AUGAGAGGGAGGCGUCCGCUGUCGCUCUUCGCUCGCACCUCUCGCUUUCGGGGACUGUCCUCCUCAGCCUCUGCAGCGCAGGGAGAGUCGCAUCCCGAGGCGGCCACCGCGUCCUCCGCCUCAGACUCCGUUCCUCUCCCCCGCACCGCCUCCUGCUUCUCGCCGUUCUCUGGACCGCGGAGCUCCGGUCUGAGCAGCCUCUUCCUCAGCCCCGAGGACAUACAGCGAUUCCUCGACGACAGCACACCGAACUUGGUUUUCGUGGGCUUGCCUGGGAGCGGAAUCUCGUCCAUCGCUCGCGUUGUGUUUCAACGUGUUCCUCCCCAUGAGACAGGCGGCGACGAUGGCAGCGACCUCAAGGCCGAAGUGACGGUGGCGCGCUGCGGAUCGCUCCUUGAAUUUUCCGUCACGGUUCUGCCUGGUCGAUUCGUUUUCGACUCUCUCCACCUCGCGUCUGCUGCGCUGCCCUCGUCCUCGGGCGUCUGUCGCAUGCCCUCGUCCAACUCCGUCUCCCCGCAGAGUCUGAGUGACGUUGUUUCUCCGAAGACCUCCUCCAUGCCCUUCCCCGCGUCUUCUCUCUCCCUCUUGGGCUCCGCAGACUUGGCCAGCGAGGAAGAUUCUUGGGAGGAAGUCCUGCGACGCACAGACUGCCUCGUCUUCGUCCUGGACGUCCAGAGCGAAACUGCUCUCUCCGAAGAUCUCCCUCAAGCCUCUGCCUUUCUCAAGCAAGCUUGGCGGAUCAAGCCGCAACUGUUUGUCGAGAUUUUUCUGCACAAAUCAAGGGGAGGCGAGGACGCACGAGCGGACGGUGUGGCGCGACAGCUGGAGGAAUCUUUGCGCAUGCAAUUGAACGAAAGUCUUGCGGAGACGAAGCAGGGACUGCCCCAGGGAGAGGCGGAGGCGGCACGGCUGUGCUUCCGCGCUUGUCAAAAAAAGACUGCAGGUUGCGGAGACUCUGGGCCUUCUGGGGAGGCCUCUCGAGUUUCUCUCGCGUCUUCGCUCUUCUGCUUCGCGUCCACCUGCAUCUUCGACGCGUCUGUUUUCCAGGCGAGCAGCCGCGCUGUCCAGCGUCUCUUCCACCACAGCGAGAUCUGUCAGGAGAUGCUGGCGCGGCUGGUGCAGUCAUGUCGAUUCGAGAAGGCGAUUCUCUUCGACGCAGACUCGCGACUGUGCCUCGCAAGCGACGCCGCAGCCUUCGACGCGUCCACCUUCGAACUCGUCGCCGAAAUCGUGGAGAUGGGGAGAGAGCUGAAGUCGAUCUACGCAGCAGAGCCGCCGGGCAGAGCCGUCGACCGACCGCGCCGACGCAGGCGCGCAGAAGAACGAAGAGCAGAACCAAGCAGAGAAGGAUCCCGCGAAGAACAUGAAGAGCGAGAAGGGCAGGGGGCCGCGAAGAGAGAAGAAGGAGAGAGCGAGAGAGGAGCAGCAGACGGAGAACAAGAGGAUCGCAGAAAGAGAGAAGAGCGCGAAGACGCACAACAGGACCAAGAAGAGGGAGAGCAAGAAGAAGGAGAGCGAGAACAAGGAAAGCAAGAAGAAGGAAAGCAAGAACAAGCUGGCAGAACAGAGAGAGCGGCAACGAGAGAAGCGAUGAAGAGUGGAGCAACUGUCGAAGGCGAAGAACAGUUGACAGAUGGAGACUCGAGCCGUGUGAAGUCUCUUUUUUGUUCUAAAACGUCGUCUGAAGCUGCAGACGUUGUUUUGGCUGGCAGGAACGGAGUCGAGGAGACAGCUUCGACGACGCCUUUCGCGUCGGGCGCCGUCCGAUUGAGGUCGGAGGAGACGUACCUUGUGCACUUGACGUCCGGCUUGCUUCUCCUCGUCUUCGCGGUCGACGAAGAACUGCGAGUUGCAUGCGUUGUCCGCGAAAAUCAGUUCGACAGACCUCACCUCGUAGACUGGAACUUGCGAGUUCUGCGUCAUGCCUUCCUCCAGAUCAGCGCGCUCGAGCGCGAGGCCCACAGCCUCUCGGUUUCGAUGGCGAGGCGCAGACGCGCAUGCAGCGAAUCAUGCGAGAACGCGAAGCUGUAG